UGAAAUUACAGAGGAAAAGGAUUUCAUAAUGCAGGUUGGUUUUUAUCUGACAAUGGAUUCCUCUUCUGCAGAUAGCACGUAUUCGGUAAUCGUGAUCGUCUUCGCUGCAAGAAGAAAUUAGGGUUUUGUUCUUAGGCAAUCUUAUUGGAAUUGCGUAACCGUAAUUUCCUUCGCUCUCCAGAGCCUCGCCCUAAUGGAGACGACGUCGAUGGCCACGAACUCCAAUUUCAGCAUUGACGUUCCCCUUAUCGCUUCCGUUAAACAUGAGCCACCUUCACAGCCGCCACUGAUACAGCCGCAAUUGGAAACUGAACCGGAACCGGAACUCGAACGCCAAGACGAAGCCCUUGUGGACGGAGAUACGCAAGACCUCACAAUUGUGCAACCACCUUCUCAAUUUUUAGAAUCCAUCGACGAACUCAACUCUUUCUCGAGUCUCAUCCAAACCUUCAAACUCCGAUUCGAUGAACUGAAAAACCACCUCGAUUUCAUCCAAAAUGCGCUUGAUACACAUUCCAAUGAACUCCCCCCCUCACCUCAUCGACCUCUGUCACAACCAGAACAGCAACAACAACGCGAAACACAAGCUAUAACUCAAACUAAAGGAAAAACCGAAGCCGAAGCAGAGACGGAAGUAACGGCCGAGGCAACGAAGCAGGCUUCAAAAUCUGAGGUUCAAUUUCUAUGUGAAGCUAUGUCCAGCCGCGGCUUACGUAAGUACAUUGUCACCCGCCUCCAUGACACCACCAAGCUUCGAGAAGAAGUUCCAGCGGCACUCAUGUGCGCCCCCAAUCCAGCCAAGCUCGUGUUGGAUUGUAUUGGGCGCUUUUAUCUACAAGGUACCAAAGCAUAUACCAAGGACUCUCCCAUGAUUCCUGCGAGGGAAGCGGCCAUUUUGACUACGGAAUAUUUUCUUCUCAUGGACAACCAUGUUAAAAUUGAGGCAGAGGUCAAGGAGGAGGCGGAGACUGGGGCUGUUGCGUGGAGGAAGAGGUUGAUUAGUGAGGGUGGUCUUUCUCAGGCUGCUGAGAUUGAUGCAAGGGGUUUGCUUCUUUUUGUGGCCUGUUAUGGAAUCCCCACUGUGUUUAAGAACGGGGAUAUUUGGAAUUUGUUACGCUUGAGUAAUUUGAGGAGGAUUGCCGACGCCCUUCGUCGGUCCCCUGUUCUUGUUGCGAGGGUUUCAGCGAUCAUUGAAGGAAUGAUGAAGCAUGGAAUGGCUCUUGAAGCUGUUGAAGUUACUUCGGCUCUUGGGAUAGAUGGCAAGUUCCCUCUUCAGAAAAUUUUGAUUUCUUUCUUACAUGAGACUAAAGAAGCAUAUAAGAGAAACAGACGAGAUUCGAAAGGUUUCCCUCUCUUAGUGAAAGAAGCAAAUGAAAAACAAUUAGACUCUCUGAAAUCGGUAAUAAAGUGUUUGGAAGAUCAAAAGUUUGAUCCGGUUAAGAUUCUUCCAGGAUGGCAAAUUAAAGAAAAGAUAAGAAAACUAGAAAAAGAGACUGCUGAUCUAAAUAAAAAAGUGGAAGACUGUGUGAAUGCAAAGCGGAAAGCUGAUGUGAAUGAAUCCUCGAGUAAAAAGAGUCGAGAAGCAAAACGUUCUCAGCAACUGCCAGCCAGACACUCACCCAUGAUAUCUCCCUUAGUAGGUGGGUGGCACGAGCAAAGGGCUGCCAGUCAUCUGGAUAGCCAGAGCCCAUAUGAUGCUUUGAUAGCAAGAAGUUCCUUCAAUGGGUUGCCUGGUCAUGUCAACAGUUAUCCGUCUGCCGCAUCUGUGGCAUAUCGAUCUGGUGCAGUACCUUUGCCUGAAAGCAUUCAUGGAGGUGGCGGUGGCCUGCAUGCAGCUGGCGUUUCAUCUGGAUACGGCCUGAUUUCAUCAGGUUCAUAUUUAGGUACACAAAGUCAUGGGAUUGUUGAUAAAGAUGGACAGGUGAUGAACAAUAAUUAUACAUCAUAUGGAUGGCAUGGUGUUGGGGAAACAGCAUUAAGUGACAGCCACAGGUCAGUGGGACAAAGCAUUGCUGCGCAUCCCGCGGGCAUUGGGGGUUUUUCCAGGGCAUCAGAAGGCUUUGCCGGCAUUCUGAAUUCCCCUACUCCUGGCGCCGCUAACCAGAGUUCAUCAUCUGAUCUGUAUUCUUUUGCUGAUGUUGCGGUGGAAGGUGAGUUGUAUAACAGCAGUUCCCAACAGUCUGGCCCUUUGAAACAUGUCGUGUCUGCUCGGCCAUACAUGUACUAAAUCAGUUGGAACUGAUUGUGGUGGCCUCCCUAGCUCUGACAUGCAUCUAUUUAUCAUGCUUUGAGGGAUACAUCCUAGGUUUAAAUGACAAUUAUAUGGGGACCUUUGUAGGCUCGUCGCACCUGGUUUUCAACCGAUGAAUCUAUUGGGAAGUUUUGGUACAACUUUGGAAGACUAUUUGGUGAGAGAUUUAGUUGUGCCUUUGUCAGCUGAAUUAUUUUGUGCUUUUGAAGGCAUUUGUUUUUCGAAGGUUAUGCCGAUGCCAUUCCCCAUUAGUUAGCACUCUCAUUGCUUUUAACUGACGAAAUGUAUCAACAAAGCCAUCUUGAAAUUAGUGGUA
Tripterygium wilfordii is the source of this 2567-nucleotide messenger RNA. Its product is annotated as protein FRIGIDA-like. The coding region runs from base 194 to 2227 and encodes 677 amino acids. The transcript is spliced from 3 exons. NCBI's taxonomy places the organism in Eukaryota, Viridiplantae, Streptophyta, Magnoliopsida, Celastrales, Celastraceae. The record is from RefSeq and is a predicted model, not a curated record.